Messenger RNA from Prunus mume (Japanese apricot), 1773 nucleotides. RefSeq names its product 7-hydroxymethyl chlorophyll a reductase, chloroplastic-like. Gene Ontology annotation, cellular component: chloroplast. Gene Ontology annotation, molecular function: 7-hydroxymethyl chlorophyll a reductase activity. NCBI's taxonomy places the organism in Eukaryota, Viridiplantae, Streptophyta, Magnoliopsida, Rosales, Rosaceae. The record is from RefSeq and is a predicted model, not a curated record. Gene Ontology annotation, biological process: chlorophyll cycle.
AAAUAUGUGGCUCACACAGCCUCAGCACAUUGUAGUCACUCUCACUCCGUUUCAGUUGCAUUAUUGUUGGCUUGGGGUUUCUCUCAGCUGCAAUGUGUUCUCUAAUUGCCAAGCUCUCUUCCCUUCCUCUCUCACUCUCCAUUGUUUCCUCAUCUUCAUCUUCAUCUUCCUCUUCCUCUUCCUCUAAAGAUGGAAAACCCAACUCAAAGUCAGUGAAGCUGAGAGAGGACUGGAGGCAACGCUCCAGACCCAUUCCUUCUGGUGGCACUUACCCGGCUAAAGACCACUGCAGUCGUUGCGGGUUGUGCGACACAUAUUACAUUGCCCAUGUCAAGGAAGCCUGUGCUUUCUUAGGAGAUGGAAUGUCUAAGAUUGAAGGCUUGGAACCUGUAGUUCAUGGUAGAGGGAGAAAAACAGGUUCCUCGGAUGAAAUGUACUUGGGUGUCUAUGAGGAGUUGUUGUAUGCUCGUAAAGUGAUGCCUGUUGAAGGAGCUCAGUGGACAGGAAUAGUAACAACUAUUGCAAUAGAAAUGCUAAAAUCAGGCAUGGUAGAAGCCGUAAUUUGUGUACAGAGUGACCCAAACGACAGAUUUACUGCACGGCCUGUAUUAGCAAGGACACCAGAGGAAGUUCUAGCUGCUAAAGGUGUCAAGCCGACAUUAUCUCCUAAUCUUAAUACCCUUGCCCUAGUUGAGGCUGCAGGUGUAAAGAAACUUCUAUUCUGUGGUGUGGGUUGCCAGGUGCAAGCAUUACGAUCUGUGGAGCACCAUUUAAAUUUGGACAAGCUCUAUGUGUUAGGCACAAAUUGUGUGGACAAUGGGACUCGAGAAGGGCUUGAUAAGUUUUUAAAGGCUGCAAGUAGUGAACCGGAGACAGUUCUUCAUUAUGAGUUUAUGCAAGAUUACAAGGUUCACUUGAAGCAUUUGGAUGGUCAUAUUGAAGAGGUUCCAUAUUUCUCUCUGCCAGCAAAUGAGUUGGUUGAUGUAAUUGCUCCUUCUUGUUAUAGUUGUUUCGAUUAUACAAAUGGUUUAGCGGAUUUAGUUGUGGGAUACAUGGGUGUGCCAAAAUAUUCUGGAAUCAGCAUGACUAAACAUCCACAGUAUGUUACGGUAAGAAAUGAACGUGGAAGAGAGAUGCUCAAUCUGGUUGAUAAUCUUUUGGAGGUUACUCCAACAACUAGCAGUGGCAAUCGCCAACCAUUUGUCAUGGAGACUGUUAAGGCAGAUGAUAAUGCAAAGUUGGGAAAGGGUCCUGAACCUGCCCCAAAGUUUGUUGGCAAUGUGAUUGCUUUCUUGCUAAACUUGAUUGGCCCAAAGGGUCUGGAAUUUGCUCGUUAUUCACUCGAUUACCAUACCAUCAGGAACUACCUGUAUGUAAACCGAAUAUGGGGAAAACAAAGAGCUGAUCAGCAUAUGCCUUCAUAUGCAAAGAAGAUUGUGGAUACCUACAAUAAGAAUGGUGAAAUCGAUCGGAUUCUUACCAACAAGUGACUGCAUUAGCAGGUGAAAUGCAGAUGAUAAAGAGGGCACUUCAAUGUAAUUGAUUCCAAGCCAAGAAUUCUUCUGUUGAAGUCAAAUUGGUGAUGGAAAGCUUCUGCUCAACUAAGGAGAAAAGUCAAGAUCAGAUAAAAUGAAGUCGAGAAAAAUUGAAUUGUAAAUUGUAACACCAUUUCUGUAACGUCAAAACUUUGGCUGAGACUAAAUUUUGCAAGAACAAACAGUUUAAUGUACAGUUUUUCUUGGAGGUAGGAAUUAUUAGACUUGUUAUUUUUCA